Molecule: messenger RNA, 3096 nt
Organism: Morus notabilis
Lineage: Eukaryota; Viridiplantae; Streptophyta; Magnoliopsida; Rosales; Moraceae
Exons: 18
Coding region: 261-2825 (854 amino acids)
Biological process (GO): guanosine tetraphosphate metabolic process
Cellular component (GO): chloroplast
Source: RefSeq, a predicted model, not a curated record
CUUCUCUUCCUCAUCGGGAAAAGAUCUAAUCGAACGGCCAGAUGCUGUUCCACACUUUCUCUCUCUCCAAACAGAAACCAGAAAGACAUCCGUGGAUGGAUUCCCAGCCAUAACUUCCCCGGACCCCACACAGACACUCUCACUCCCUUUACCUAUAUUAUAUAUAUAAUUCUCUUAUAUUAUUGAUUUUCAUUUUUUCUCCAUUUCCAUUUCUAGAGAGAUAAAGAAGAUAGAGAGUCGUCGGAGUUCACACACAGACGAUGCACUCAUGCCAAAGCCCUGCAAACGCAAUAAUGUUGGCCUGCAGAUUCCACCGCCGCAGCUCCGUCAGGAUCCGGUGCCUCAUCGACCAGAUAAUCGCCCCAAAAUUCGCCGUCUCCUCCUCCCUCAGCUCCGUCUUCACCUCCGCCAACGCCAUCGCCGCCGCCGCCGCCGCCGCCGGCUCCACCUCCCUCCACGGUGCCGUCACUUCCACCAUCACUCAAGUUGCCGUCACCGCCGUCGCCAUCGCCUCCGGUGCCUGCCUCUCCACCAAAGUCGAUUUCUUGUGGCCUAAGCUCGAAGAGCAACCAGGUUCUCUAGUUCUGGAAGGAGUAGAUGUAACUGGAUAUCCUAUUUUCAGCGAUCCGAAGGUGCAAAAGGCAAUUUCUUUUGCUAAAAAGGCUCACCAUGGGCAAGUACGCAAAACAGGAGACCCUUAUUUGACGCAUUGUAUACAUACUGGAAGAAUCUUGGCCAUGUUGGUUCCUUCAAGUGGGAAACGGGCUGUUGAAACAGUUGUGGCUGGAAUUCUCCAUGAUGUUUUUGAUGAUACAAGUGAAAGUUUGCAGAGUGUAGAAGAGCAGUUUGGUGAUGAUGUGGCUAGGUUGGUAGCUGGUGUUUCCAGGUUGAGUUAUAUUAAUCAGCUCUUACGAAGACAUCGGAGAAUAAAUGUGGAUUCGGGUACCCUUCGGCAUGAAGAGGCAAAUAAUUUACGAGUUAUGCUCUUGGGAAUGGUUGAUGAUCCACGUGUUGUUCUUAUCAAGCUUGCUGAUCGUCUUCACAAUAUGAGAACCAUUUAUGCCCUGCCAUUGCCAAAAGCGCAAGCUGUUGCAAUGGAGACCCUUGCUGUUUGGUGUUCCCUUGCUUCCAGAUUGGGUUUAUGGGCAUUGAAAGCUGAACUGGAAGAUCUGUGCUUUGCUGUUCUUCAGCCUCAAAUGUUUCAGAGAAUGAGAGCUGAUCUGGCUUCUAUGUGGAGCCCUAGCAGCAAAUCAGGAAACACAAAAAGAAUGUGUGAAAAAUCCAGCACGCAGACCUUGGAUAAAAAAGGCUUUGUUUGCGAUUAUGAGGGGUCCGUGGCAAUUGAUGAAGAUGUCACAAGCAUGAAAGAUCUUUUGAAAGCUGUAUUGCCGUUUGAUGUCUUGUUGGAUCGAAGAAAGCGCUCCAGAUAUCUUAGUACUCUAGGGAAAAGUUUGCAGAACCAGACAACCCCGAAGGUUGUGCGGGACACUGGAAUUGCUUUAGCAUCUCUGGUGGUCUGCGAGGAAGCACUUGAACGAGAGUUAAUAAUUUCAACUUCUUAUGUUCCAGGCAUGGAGGUGACUCUGUCCAGCCGUCUAAAAAGUUUGUAUAGCAUCUAUAGUAAGAUGAAAAGAAAGGAUGUCGACAUUACUAAAGUGUAUGAUGCCCGUGCGUUAAGGGUAGUUGUUGGAGACAAGAAUGGAACUCUUCAUGGACCUGCUGUUCAAUGUUGUUACAGUCUUCUCAACAUUGUACACAAACUUUGGACCCCAAUUGAUGGUGAGUUUGACGAUUACAUCAUCAAUCCAAAGCCUAGUGGCUAUCAGUCUCUGCACACUGCAGUACAAGGUCCCGACAGAUCGCCUUUGGAAGUUCAAAUACGAACACAGAGGAUGCAUGAGUAUGCUGAACAUGGACUAGCGGCACAUUGGCUUUAUAAAGAAACUGGAAACCCGUUAUCUUCUAUAGCCAGCACAGACGAACUUGAAGUAGAAACUUCGUAUUUUUCCAAAGACAUGGUGGAACAAACUUCCAUAGAAUGUGAUUUGUUUGAGAAGUAUAGUUUGUUGAAAAUUGGACAUCCAGUUCUUAGAGUUGAUGAAAGCCACCUUCUUGCUGCUGUCAUUAUUAGAGUAGACAACGGUGGAAGGGAAUUGCUUGUUGCUGUGAGCUUUGGACUAACAGCUUCUGAAGCAGUAGCUGAUAGAAGAUCUUCCUCCCAAAUGAAGCGGUGGGAAGCUCAUGCAAGAUUAUAUAAAAAGGUUUCCGACGAGUGGUGGUGCGAACCAGGACAUGGGGAUUGGUGUACUUGCCUGGAGAAGUAUACACUUUCUCGAGAUGGUAUUUACCACAAGCAAGAUCAAUUUGGUCGCUUACUGCCGACCUUCAUUCAGGUCAUUGAUUUGACAGAACAAGAAGAAACAGAUUAUUGGACAGUUGUAUCUGCUGUUUUUGAUGGUAAACAGCUUGAUGAUUGUACUUCAGGGCCAAGCUUUAACUCAGUUACAUGGGGUUCCAUGGAGAGUAGCAUCAAUAACAAGGUGCGUUUAUUAAGGACAAUGCUGAGGUGGGAAGAGCAACUACACUCGGAAGCAAGUCUGAGACAUGAAAGGCAGAGCAGAAAGGUUUAUGGCUCGGUAGUUCUCGGGGAAGUAGUCAUUGUCUGUUGGCCGCAUGGCGAGAUAAUGAGGUUGAGAACUGGUAGCACCGCUGCGGAUGCUGCUAGAAGAGCGGGGCUUGAGGGAAAGCUGGUUUUGGUUAACGGUCAGCUGGUGUUGCCCAACACGAAGCUCAAAGAUGGUGACGUGGUCGAAGUCAGACAUUGAUAAUAUAACUAAAUUUCUGGUAAGAGGAAAAUUUGUAAAAUGCUUGUGAAUGCCAGUGGGGGAAGCUAAUGUAUGUUACAAUUCUAAAGACGUAGGGCCUCUGUAUUAUACGAUUCUUUUUGUUCUGUAUUUUCUCCCCUAGUGUAAAUGGGUGGGCUCUACAUGGACAUUACAGUGCUUGAUUUUAACUGGUGACUGUAUAGAAAAGAUAGUUAAAUGUACAUAUGGAACAAUUUCAUAGCAAAAAAUAGAAUGAAAAUUCUUUCAUAAA